GCAGAGAGAAAAAACACCAGCAGCAGCAGAGGGUGAGGUCUGCAAGGCUCAGUCAGCAGAACCAGAAACAUUACAACUGCGAGGCUUUCUUAUUUUCUGUUUCUGUCAUGCACUGAGGAGCCCUGCGGUUUCCUGCAAAGCUCGUGCGUUGUUGAAAACAGACACCUCGGCUCGAGCAGAAUGGAGAGCUGAAGGAGAUUCCCGAGCUCCCCUCAUAACAACAGGUCCGAUCCACUGAGCCCCAUCUUCACUUCCAAAUCUUUACACAACCGAAAUAAGAGCUGGAGCCGAGACGAUCAAGCAUGGAUGUGCCCCGGAUGGCUGAAGGCCUCUUCAGCAGCACGCUGUCCUCGUCAGGCGGCGGACAUCACGUGUCCUCUUACCUGACGUUGGAGCAGAAGGCGGCCUUCGUCUUCGUGCUGCUGCUCUUCAUCUUCCUGGCGCUGCUCAUCGUGCGCUGCUUCCGCAUCCUGCUGGACCCGUACCGCAGCAUGCCCUCAUCCAACUGGACUGACCACACCGAGAAGGACACGUUCGAUUACCGCAUCGUCUAAGAUGUGCGCAGUAUAUAUACAGUAUAUAAUAGAAGGAAACACACAAGAGACUGAACAAAUGACUGCUAAUUCACCCGGAAAAACCACACCCAUCACCUGAAACUUUGUCUGAUAAGAUGGUGGAUUGACGUCGAAAACGAGCGCUAACAAACAGCUUCUCCCUGCCAAAUCAUAAACAUCUAAACUACAGCAAGACGACCAGAACUAUGCUACGAAUUCUCGAUCAAACCCUCAGUCUAAGCGAUGCAGCGGAGCCAGUUACGGCCACCCAUGACUUCCUUCCCCUUGCAUCAGUUCUCCUGUGGACUACCUCGUUCCUCCUCCAUCUUUGCGUGUGGAAGACUUUCCGCACAUCUCACACAGGGUCAAAUAUCUGUUGCGGUCCAAGCCAGUUGAACAAUAACAGUGUUUACAUCUUAUCAUGUUUACGUCCUUUAGAUUUUUAUUGAUAAUGUAGACAAUCAGUGUUUAAAAUAGUUGGUGAAAAAACAAAGGUAAAUCGUCGAGCUUGAUGCGGUCUUUUCGUUUUGGCGUAUUUUAAUUUGUGGAAGGACACGGGCGGUCCAAAAGUACUUUGUACGACUGAUAUUAUUCAAGAGAAGAGGAAUUUAUUGCCUUAUGUCCAAGUAAGAUAUUCUGUGCUGGUUGUUACCUUCUAGACAGUUAGGUAAGGUUGGUCUUAUCAACGUCUUAAAGCAGGUUAAAUAAUCACGAAGAAGGAAACCGUUCUCCCUUUAAUGUUAAAGGUUCGGGCGGAUAGGUGUUCAGUGUGUGCGUUCAAAAAAAGUCCUUUAAAAUCGAGCGGGACUCUUCGGUGUCCACGUCUUUUAUAUGUCAACAACCAAAAGAGGUGUUGAAGAAAACAACGUUUACUGUGCUGUUACCGUGUGCCUGAUUUGAAACUAGAUUGAUGCUUUAGGAAAAAGAAUGAAAAUGGGUUGUUGUCUUUCUGAUGUCGUUCUUUUGGUUUUCGUUUAGUGCCCAUUUCAAGAAACCUAAACAGCAUUUCACUGCCUGAGGUAUAUUGACAGUUGGUAUGCCAGAUCUGCAGAGAGUUGAUGGUGAAGAUGACGAUGCAUUUUCACAUCAAACCCUUUAAGAGGAGACGGUGAGGCUCUUUCGUUGGGCCAUUUUUUCAACUGUGCGCCUUAUAGUGUAGAUUGUUUACAGUAUCAUAGGUGGCGGAGACGCUGGAACUCAGCCAAUCACUGAUGCGACUGUGUCUUUGCACUUCACGGAGAUACAACCCGCUAAAAAAAGAAGAAGAAGAAGAAGAAAAAACAAAAAACCCCACCCUGCUCUGUCGGGACAGGAAGUGAACUCUGACCCUUUCGACGGCGUGUGAUGUUCUUGUGAUCUGCUGUGGCCUUUUCCAAACCUAUCGCAGAUGUGAUGCGAUAUUGUGCUGAGGUGAUGUGCCCC
Eleginops maclovinus (Patagonian blennie) is the source of this 1976-nucleotide messenger RNA. RefSeq names its product cortexin-3. Lineage: Eukaryota; Metazoa; Chordata; Actinopteri; Perciformes; Eleginopidae. The transcript is spliced from 2 exons. Bases 303 to 554 code for a protein of 83 amino acids. The record is from RefSeq and is a predicted model, not a curated record.